AUGUAUGAAUUGAGAAGACCAUUAUCUGAAAAGAAUUUAGGAAGGUACAUUCCAGAACAAACGAGACCAAGCUCAGCUAACUAGAUGAAAUAAUUAACUCAAAUGAAGAGUUCGACUUAAUUGAGCAAAUAAAAUUUUUAGUAUAAGGAUUAGAAGGAGAACAUGGAGAUUAGAUCUAAUUUAUAAGAGACUGCAAAUAAGAAGCCAAACACUAAAGAAAUCUUUGAAUAUAGAAAAUUAUAAGAUAAAUUAUCAUAUUUGGAGUAAAAGAUCAUAAAUAUCAAAACUCAUAUUGAUAAUAGUUAGAGGUAAACAAAGCAAGGAUUAGCAUCCAGGUUUUUUAAUACGAAAACCAAUGAUUAAUAAUAGCAAUAACAGGAAAACGUUAAUAAACCAAAAGUUAGCAAGAAUGAUCUUGAUUUGAACUCAAUGCAAAAUAAAUUGAAAUCAAGCACUUUGGUAAACGACCCAAGAAUCAUAUCAAAUGAUAAUCUCAAUAAAAAGCCUUCCUUAUCAACCUUUGUCACUUAAUAGAAAACAAGCUGCGAAGCGAGUAUCUAGAAAAUAAUCUAAAUUCAUCCUGAAUCAGCUAAAGGAAUGGCUUAGAAAAUAGCAUUUUCAAACAAUUAGAGAGAAAGAUCAACUAGGUCAGAAACUCAAUUUUUAUAUUAUAUUUCAUCAGUGAUAAGAUGCUAUAUGACACCAGAAAUCACAAAACCCAUAUAAUAGGUGAGAGAGCAUUUAGUUUAAUCAAUAUCAGCUGCUUCAUUUUCUAAGAUGAAGAAUUCCUAACAGUAUGAGGAGAAGAAAGUAAAUCUGCCACCUAUUUCAUUAAAAAAAACAAUAGUGUUUGAUUUAGAUGAAACGUUAAUUCAUUGUAAUGAGUCAUUAAAGGUACCUGGUGAUGUAAUAUUGCCUAUAAGAUUUCCGACUGGAGAUGUAAUUGAGGCAUCCAUUAACAUUAGACCUUAUGCUCAAUAGGUGUUAUAGACAUUGAGUAGACACUUUGAAUUGAUUGUAUUCACAGCUUCACAUUCUUGUUAUGCAAAUGUUGUGAUUGAUUAUUUGGAUCCAACAAAAUAAUGGAUAUCGCAUCGAUUCUUCAGAGAGAGUUGUGUAUAGACUGAAGAGGGAGCAUACGUGAAAGAUCUAAGAGUCAUUGGAAACAGACAGUUAUCGGAUCUGGUACUGAUAGAUAAUGCUGCAUAUUCAUUUUGUAUGCAGCAAUUAAAUGGUAUUCCGAUCCUGAAUUUCUAUGAUAAUAAAUCUGAUUAAGAAUUACUUUAUUUACAAAACUAUUUAAUGGCUAUGAAGUAUGCGAAGGACGUGAGACAAUUUAAUUAACAAUAUUUAAAAUUGGAUAGAUUUGGAGAGUUCAAGGAUCCAAUUUAGUUAUUAGAGACAUUGUUCAAAGAGUAUAUACCAUGA
Messenger RNA from Paramecium tetraurelia, 1428 nucleotides. RefSeq lists its product as uncharacterized. The transcript has 4 exons. The record is from RefSeq and is a predicted model, not a curated record. Gene Ontology annotation, molecular function: phosphoprotein phosphatase activity. Lineage: Eukaryota; Ciliophora; Oligohymenophorea; Peniculida; Parameciidae.